Rubroshorea leprosula is the source of this 2112-nucleotide messenger RNA. The record is from the annotation of a GenBank genome assembly. Lineage: Eukaryota; Viridiplantae; Streptophyta; Magnoliopsida; Malvales; Dipterocarpaceae.
GUGUAAUAAAUAUGAUUCAAUGUCCAUGUAGUAAGUGUUGGAAUAGAGAAUGGCAUCAUCGAUGCAGAGUGCAAUCUUAUCUUAUUACGAACGGUUUCAUGGAUGGGUAUUUAAUUUGGAAAAGACACGGAGAAAUUAUUCAUAGAAAACGGCGUUGCACCCAAGUGGGUGAAUCAUCAAGUGUCGCUGCUACUGCUGCUAUGAAUAAUGUUCCAAGUGUCAAUCAACUCAGAGACAUGCUUCAUGAUGCUAUAGGACCAAAUUUUUUUAUUAAUGAAAAUAUUGCCACGAGAGUAGAAGAUGCAACACAAUUUGAUGCUAGCUUUGAUGAUCCAUAUGGUGUUAGUACAGAAUCGAUAUUUGAGGAGCCAAGAGGAGAUGCAAAAGAGUUCUUUGAUCUUUUGCGAGCAGCUGAUACACCUCUUUUUGAUGGGUGUGAUGAUGGUGUCACUGUCUUAAAGUGGGUGUGUGAGCUCAUGAGUGCAAAAACACUUUUUAACAUGAGUGUUACUAAUUGGGACUAUGUGGUAAAGCGUAGUCUAAUGACCUUCAAAAAAGUUGAUAGGGAGAAAUUGCCAACAGAUUAUUAUAGUGCCAAGAAAAUGUUGAGGCAUCUAGGUCUUGGAUAUAAAAAGUAUGAUGUCUGUGUGAACAAUUGCAUUUUGUAUUAUGGAGAAUAUGAAAGUCAGUGUUAUUUACAGUGCUCGGUAUUUGAAGAGCCACGAUUUAAGCAGCGUGAUGUGCAUUCUACUAAGCCUAUACCAAGAAAGUCUUUGUGGUAUCUUCCAAUUAUUCCUAGACUUCAUAGAUUGUAUAUAUCUAGGAAAACUACCGAGCAUAUGACCUGGCAUUUAAAUUGUUAUAAUGAAAAUAAGAAAAUAUUUCAUCCUGCAUGUGGAGAGGCGUGGAAGCAUUUUGAUAGCACUCACCCUGAGUUUGCUAGUGAACCGAGGAAUGUUAGGUUAGGUUUGUGCACUAAUGGGUUCACUCCUUUUGGACAUUUUGCAUCUCCAUACUCUUGUUGGCCAAUAUUUGUGUCAGUUUAUAACCUACCUCCAACAAUAUGCAUGAAGCAAGAAUAUGUAUUCCUUUCAUUGAUUAUCCAAGGUCCCCAAAGUCCUGAAAAGAAUAUUGAUGUAAUGCUUCGACCACUAAUUGAUGAUUUAAAGCAGCUUUGGUAUUCUGGAAUCCAAACUUAUGAUAGCUUUAGGCAUCAAUACUUUCUGACGAGGGCUGCACUAAUGUGGACCAUUAGUGACUUACCUGGGUAUGGAAUGUUGUCUAGGUGGAGCACACAUGGUAAAUUAACUUGUCCCUAUUGCAUGGAAAAUUCGAAGGCCUUUUGGUUGGAACACGGUCGGAAGACAUCAUUUUUUGAUUGUUAUCGACAGUUUUUGCCACCGAAUCAUCCAUUUAGAAGAAACAAGAAUGACUUCAUAAAGGGUCGUACAGAGAAUGGAACAAUGCUAGAGAGAUUGUCUGGUGAUGAGAUGCGUAGUCGCAUCCAUUGGCUGCCCGAUGUACUAUUUGGUAAGCCACCUCAGAAACAGGAAAUCCAUGGAUUUGGUGAAGUGCACAAUUGGGUUAAAAAGAGCAUAUUUUGGGAAUUAUCAUAUUGGCACACAAACUUGAUUCGACACAAUUUAAAUGUCAUGCACUGUGAGAAAAACUUUUUUGACAAUAUCCUUCAUACAGUAAUGGAUGACCCUAUGACAAAAGAUAACAUAAAUCAACAAGCAAACCCCGAGGGUCGUCCACCAACAUAUCCUGAGGUCUACACCAGUAGAAGGCAACACAAAGGAAAAGGAAAAGAUCAACUGCCUGUAUAUUAUAAUGAUGAGGCUCAAGAAAUUGGACUGAAUAUGCUACUAGACAAGAGGAAGAAGGAUUUGACCCUACAAUACCUCAUGCUGAGAUAUUACUUAAGGCAACUGGUGGGGUCAAGAAAGGAUAGUUGAAAGGUUUGGAUAUUCACACACAUCCACAGGAUAUAGGUGUGAGCACAUCUAGACGAGAACCAUUUAGGCCACCCAUUAUAGGACAGUCUAAUAGGGUUAUCGAAUUAGAGCAGACUGUUGAAUCAUUGAAGGCAAAUAAUCAUAGCCUUCGACA